UAAUAAAUGAAGCUUUAUUGUUCAAUGUUUUGUGAUGCAAGUGGAAUGGAAUGAUGAAUUUCACCUGAUAGAUUUGAAAAUUAAUUUGUUGAUUGUUACUUCUAUUUCAAGAUGGAUUCUCAGCCAAAUGUUAUUAAAGGUUUGAUUCUCACAGAGGCUUGAUUUUGAAGGCUUAAUUAGAACUUCUAUUCUAAUUAACAGUUCUUUUUAACUUCUAUUUAUACAUUACAAGCCAAAAAAUGCUUGUUUAUUUUGAAACUUAAACUAAUUCGUGCUUUCUCUGCUCGAUUUACAACUUGGGUUGGUCAAAUCUAUUUCGAUCUCUUUAACAAGGGCCUGUUUGGACAUUUCUCGAAUGAAAUUAGGAUUUUUUUUUUUUUUUGGAUUUUUUCAGAGGAAUCAAUGAUACAAAUCCACCUUAUCAUUUGGAUUGGGUCACAAAACAGGAAACACAUUGGGCAGACAACAUAUGGCUUGAACUCAUGGAUCAUGGGAGAAGUUUGUUAUAUCGUCCCCAGGUGUGGGAAGUGUAGGAAUUAUUUAAACUGCUCCAAUUUUAUCUUUGUUAACUAUAGUUUGUGUUGCAGGUUGUGGAAUGUGAGUUGUUGGUGGUCCGUGCAAGCGAAUUACCAUACGAGGGACAUGACCCAGUUGAGGCAGCCGCUGUUGAGGUACAAAACCUUCUCGUUUCUGGUAGAAGGAAAGAGGCUCUACGGUGUGCAUAAGAAGACCACAGCUGCAGCAAAAGAUCCUUGUCACGAGGAACUGACAUGUUGUGUGGUGACUCCUCAUGUGCCUUCGCUGCUUUUAAAAAUGUCUCUGCUGCUGCAGAUAAUUUUUGGGAUGCAAAUAAGCUUAGACAGACUGGAUUUGGGACUGUUUAUAAGAACUCAUGCAGUGCAGUUGUUAGAACAUCACACAACCCUGCAGCAAAAAGAUAUCCAUGGUCAUAUCGGCUCUUGUACCUAACGUAAACAUUUUUUCCUGGUAAUGGGUGAGUUGAUUGUUGACUCAGAUGGUGUUUUGGAUUGGUAGUCCAUUAUAGUUUUAGCCUUGUCAUUGGUGGAAGAUGUGGGACCCACCCAAUAAGUGAUAGGACCCUCUAUUUUUCUUGUAGGCACUCUAUUUUAGCCUCGAAUAAGAAGCUAAAAAAGGUGAGCUCUAUGGUUUUAGUGCACUAAAAUGAUUUUUGUUCUUUGCCAAUCUUUUAAUUUUAUUCAUUUAUAAUUUUAUUUCAUGUGUACUUGUGAGAAACCCACUGUGCAUACACAUGUAAUUGUAUUCAUGAAUAGGAUGGCUUAAACUUUUAGUUGUUUGGGUUAACCCCACUUCGGCCAUUUCCUCUUUAUUGAAUUGAGUUGUUACCAAUUAUGUGAAUAGGAUUCUUAUUAAACAAUC
This is a messenger RNA of Magnolia sinica, 1398 nucleotides long. RefSeq lists its product as uncharacterized. Lineage: Eukaryota; Viridiplantae; Streptophyta; Magnoliopsida; Magnoliales; Magnoliaceae. The coding region runs from base 403 to 969 and encodes 188 amino acids. The transcript is spliced from 5 exons. The record is from RefSeq and is a predicted model, not a curated record.